CACAGAAGAGGACUGCCAUGUCUGUGGAGAGCGAUUUUCACUAGAUAAUACUGUCUGUACAUGCUGCUACCUGUGGAGACACUAGCUGUAAUGAUGUGAUAAUCCCAAGGACCCUGUUGGAGGCUGUAAAAGAGAUGCGAGCAAACAUAGAUGACAAAACAGAAACACCUUGGACCAUCAAGGUAGUAAGAAGGUUGUUCAGUACGACUGCUAUCGAACAACUAGAAGAAACAGAAUUAGAAGAUUGGAAUAAAACCCUACGAGUCCAUUUCAUUGGUGAAGAAGGUGUUGAUGCUGGUGGAUUGCAAAGAGAAUUUUUAUUGCUAUUCAAAGGGUCACCUGUCUUCGAGGGAAAUACUUUCAGUUUUAAACCAAAUCUUUUGGACAAAAAAGAGUAUUGCCUGAUUGGAAAGGCUGUAGCCACAGCAAUACUGAAUGGCCAUCCUGGACCAAGAUGCUUAAACCAACACAUAACAAAAUACAUCUUGGAGGGGGUAGAGCCCGACUUCAGAGUAAUUCCGACGGACGAAAUUCAAAGAUUAGAUGUUAGAGCUGCUAUCAAGCAGAUUGAGGAUGCUACAACUGAAACAGUUGCAGAUGUAUUUAAUGAAACCAUUUCACUGUUGGAGGAGACUGGCUACAGUGAGUUGCUGACUGCAGAGAAGAAGCAACAUGCUGUAUCUGCUCUGAAGGGCCACUUUCUUCUAUACCGUGUUAUGGCUUCAAUAAAUCAGUUCAAAGGACUGAAGCUCCAUGGCAUUCUGGAACUCCUACAACAACAUACUAAAGAGGCCAACAGUUACUUGAGUGAAGAUUGCAACCCCACAGCACAUGACGGGGUCUUUUUUAUACCAGAAUUCUCCACAGAUGCUGACCAAAAAGCUACAGAAGAGAUGAUAAUAUACAAUUGUAAUAAAUUUCUGAAGAAAAUAGAAAAGAGUAAAAUAAUAACGCCAUGGUUAGAUGUGAAUGAUGGAAACCAGCCCGACGUGACUCUCAACAUGGGCCACGUGUUGCAGUCACUCCUCGGAUGCACUAGACUACCUGUCAAUUUGAGUUUUGGAACAAUUCAAUUUGACCACAUUUCGAGACACCUACCAAAAGUAAACACCUGUGCUCCAUCGAUUUUGUUUACAAAGACAAAAGAACUGGAAAAUUAUGAAACAUUUGAAGAAAUUUUGCUGUAUAUCAUUGUUGGAUCUUACGGGUUUGGGACAGCAUAA
Molecule: messenger RNA, 1223 nt
Organism: Mya arenaria
Lineage: Eukaryota; Metazoa; Mollusca; Bivalvia; Myida; Myidae
Molecular function (GO): ubiquitin-protein transferase activity
Source: RefSeq, a predicted model, not a curated record